AUGAAGACAUCGUCUAAACCGGCGGCUGCAGAAGCGUCAUCGCAUAGACGGUCGCAGCCUGUCCGACAGGCUCGAACCAAUCCUCCUCGAAGUUUGGCCAACGCUGGUCGAUCCGACAAUGCCAGAAACACUGUCAAUGGCAGACCUUUGGGCAAUCAGCCUAUAGAAAUAUUCCCCGCAAUCACUCAUUUCGCCGACACAAUCUCUGCGCUGCCCAAGGAGCUCGUACGACAUUUCACGCUGCUCAAGGAGGUCGACGCCAAGAUUUUUGCUCCCGAAGAACAGCUCUUCAAGCUGGUCGCUGCCAUCUCCAACUCGUCCUUACACGAAUCCCGACCCAACAAUGACGCUUCGAGCACUGCGCCCCCCGCUUCGGCGCCCAUGAGCACGCAGAAUAGCUCUAGUGGAACAGUGUUGAAUCCUCCCCGUGCCUCGUCAGCCCCUUCACUGGACGCGCCGACCAGCGUCUUCGAUCCGUCCAACAUUCCCCGCCGACAACUCUUCCGACAGACCGCAUUCAAGAUUCAGGAGAUGCUAGUUUCAAUAGAAGAGAAAAACCACGUGCUCUCCACGGCGAACGAAGCUUUACAACGACAGCUGGCCCGUGUCGAAGACGUGUGGCCGUAUUUAGAAAACGAAUUCAGCGACGAGGCGAAAUGGGGUAGCACUACACACUGGGCAUAUCCCGAGAAUCGGAGCGGCGGCAAAGUGUCCCACGCAGAGAGAGCUCGUCGGGACGGUGCUGCAGCAAUUUCAGCCGCGGCACAGGCACUUGCAGACGAGGCAGCAGCUAGAAGCGAUGCCCGCAAGCAAGCUGUGCAAGCCAAGAAGAGUCUGAAGAACCAACACCAGGAUUCGGAUGCCGACGACCUCGAUGGCCGCCACAAGGAACCGGGCAAGAAGACGGGCAAGUCCCGGAAGAUAGCCGCCGUUACCGCCGACCCAAACAAUGUAGGACUGGGCAUUUCAGCAACAACUGCGAAUGGCAACCCUCCACAAAAGAGAAGAAAAGUAGAAAAGACUGCCAAUGGAGCUGCUCCCCCUGCUGGAGGUGCUAUGAGCACUGUGUUUGGUAGCACUGCUCCAAAGCCCAAAACAGGGAGUCCCAGGGGAACUCCAGCGCCAGACGGGCCUAAGAAGCGAAAGGCUCUGCCAACUGGGAGUGGACAGUCAAAGAAGAAGAAUGGCAUGUCACCAUCCAUUACGUCUUCUCCCGUCAUGGGAACAUUCCCAGAUCCAAAAGCACCGGCUCGGGCAUCCCCGGCGCCUACUACGAGCGCACCUCGUCCGGCGUCAUCUCGUGCCCGACAAAACUCAAUACAGUCUAAUGCAGAAAAUGGAAAAGCUCGACCGGCCUCCUCUGCCGCAAACAAGCCCAAUGUCAAUGGCCAGGGCACACCCGAAAUGGCUUCUGUGGCAGCAUUCCCGCGAGUGUUGCCAGACACAAAACCAGCCAAGGAAGCAAAUCCUCCCAUAAAGACUGAACCCGUCAAGAAGGAGAACGACCGACCUGAGAGCGCAAACGCCGCAGCUACUACUUCGAAGAAGGAUUCAAAGCCGGACGAUUCUGAUAAGAAGAGUGACUCGGCUCCGCCCCAGACGGCUCCCACGACUGUAACCACAAAGAGCGGGAGGGCAAGCAAACCAUCAACACCGGCCCUUGCCACGUUUCAAGAAGCCGCACGUUCACGGCCAUCACGGAACGCAGAGACCGACACCAAGAAGGGUGGUCAUAAGAAGAGAGGGUCUGUGGCACAAGCUCUCAUCCUACAAGCAGCUGCCGCCGCCGACACGGAUGCGAGCAGCAGCAUGCAAGGAGAUGAAGACGACGGCGAGAUUGAUGCCGACGAACCGACGUACUGUUACUGUAAUAGCGUAAGUUACGGAGAGAUGGUUGCUUGUGAUGCGGAUGACUGUAAGCGCGAAUGGUUCCAUCUGGCCUGUGUUGGACUCAAGGUUGCACCAGGGUCAAAGACAAAAUGGUAUUGCGAAGACUGCAAGGAACGGCUCAAGAUGGGAAGUAAAAAAUCCGGAGGACGCUAG
This is a messenger RNA of Pochonia chlamydosporia 170, 2043 nucleotides long. Its product is annotated as PHD finger domain-containing protein (Ing1). The record is from RefSeq and is a predicted model, not a curated record. The coding region runs from base 1 to 2043 and encodes 680 amino acids. Lineage: Eukaryota; Fungi; Ascomycota; Sordariomycetes; Hypocreales; Clavicipitaceae. Gene Ontology annotation, cellular component: nucleus; Rpd3L complex; Rpd3L-Expanded complex. Gene Ontology annotation, biological process: regulation of DNA-templated transcription. The transcript is spliced from 3 exons.